Molecule: messenger RNA, 474 nt
Organism: Lecanosticta acicola
Lineage: Eukaryota; Fungi; Ascomycota; Dothideomycetes; Mycosphaerellales; Mycosphaerellaceae
Source: the annotation of a GenBank genome assembly
AUGCAGUCGACACACGCGCUCGGCCGCGCAAUCCGUCAUGGCUUCUUCAAGAGGCGCCCCUUCUCUACCUCAAUUCCAACCAGAUCAUCCUGGUCGCCGGGACCUUCUCCGCCACGCCUCCCUAAAGAAGAACAAGAGAUCUUCGAAAAGCUCCAGCAGCAGUCGACUGGCGCAUUCAGCACGCCACGGCAGCAGCCCUCCGACCAAGCAGAUGCCGACCAGCAGUCAUCGGAACCCGCGAUAUCGAGAUCAGCCGAGGCCGAUGACAUGCUCGAACAACUCCGAGAAAGAGCUCGAGUAGCAGCAGAAGGCGAAGGAGAAGAACUGCAUCCGAACGUGCGAAGAGGCGCGCCACCUGAGUUUCAGGGCGACGUCAACCCCAAGACUGGAGAGGUUGGUGGGCCGAAGAAUGAGCCCUUGCGAUGGGGCGUCAGUGGCGACUGGAGUUACAACGGGCGAGUAACAGAUUUCUGA